This is a messenger RNA of Symbiodinium sp. CCMP2592, 2445 nucleotides long. NCBI's taxonomy places the organism in Eukaryota, Dinophyceae, Suessiales, Symbiodiniaceae. The record is from the annotation of a GenBank genome assembly.
AUGCUGAUUCCAAGCUACCGAACCUGGCAAACAAGGACUUUUCUCGUUGCCUCCUUGGCUGGCGUUCUCUACUUUGCGUGGGAAGGCGCGCCAUGCCAUGCAACAAGAAAGGGAGAGAUGUACUACCUCUUCAUGUGCGUGUCAGUCAUGACAGUGGCCCUGGUCCUCCGCAGCCACCACGAAGCCUGGGCCGCACAAGCAGAAGAGGGAAACUGGUUUUUCGCCCCCGGGGACCAGCGCCCCUUCGCGAAGAAUGUAGCCGAGGAUCACACCAGUCAAAUGGCACACCGCAUCGCCGUGGAGCUCGAUGGGCACCUCAGAGGCUUGGUCGUCCGUCGCGACCGGGGAAUUCUCAGCCCCACAGUCUUUCCAAUGAUGGUUUUCCCACUGCUCUUCGUGCAGCAGGAGACGCUCGUUUACUUCGGCGUGGCACAGGUGAUGAACUUUCCUGCCAAGAUCGGCGCGCCUUUGGUGGGCCUAUGUUGGGCAUUGCUAGAGAUACCACGGCUCUGCAGAAGGGUUGCAAACAUGGCGAAGGUUCAGGAGUUGCUGUCCAACUUGCUCGAACAUGGGGACGCCGCCCUCGUUUGCGAGGUCUACCGGAGAGUGAACAUGGCCAGCCUGCUUCAGGCCACUGACUACGAAGUACACGAGCUGCUGGUCGAGAAAGCCUUGGACCAAGGAAUGCUGAAUGCACUGGCAAAGGCUGUCUUGCUGAAUGGGAUGCAGAAGUACGGGAUCUCCAGAAGGCGCUUGGACUACGUGCUGGAUCUGAUCCAGAGCUGCAAGGCUGCAGAACUGACGGAGUUGAAGGGCUUCUUGGACAGCACUGGAGACUACAACAGUUUGUACAAAUUGGUGUACGUCGACAUCAAAGAUUCAAGCGCCCGCGAUCAGGUUCUAAGCCAUAUCCACACGCAGUCGUGCAUCGCCAGGAGGCAAGCCGGCAGAGCGGUUGGCAUCAAGGUUCUUAGCGACAUCGAUGACACCCUGCUUUGCAGUGGCGGCAAGUUCCCGGCAGGUUGUGACGAUCGGAUACCUCAGCACAUGGUCUACCCUGGCUGCGCGGCUUUGUUCAAAGCCCUGGACAGGGACUGGUCACCAGAUGUUGCCUCGUGCAACUUGGUGUUCCUUUCGGCGAGGCCGCAUCUUUACAAGGACCUGGCUGAGAACAAGAGCUUCCACAAGUUCAAGGAGCUCUAUUCGACAGGGCAGCUGCACUGCGUUCCCUCUUUGCUGCCCGGCUCUUUAGCACUAGGCCUGUUCGCCGUGGCCAAGGCUUUUUUCAUACAAGCUCAUGGCUGGCGGGAUGUUGGAGAAAGGAAGGCGGAGUGCUACUGGAAGUUCAAGGCACUCUACGAGGAGUACGACUUUGUCCUUUUCGGAGACAAUGGGCAGGGCGACCUCCUCACGGGGCAGCUCAUCCGUCAGCAGGAGAGCGAGGAGAUGGAGUCCGGAUGCGACGAAAGCUCGUCAUGCUGCUCAUCUUCGCAGGAUUCACCAGAGCCGGAGGAUGAACGUUGUGCCCGCGAUUGCUGGCCGUGGCCAUUCUGGAAGCCAUCGUGCUUGCAAAGGCCGUGGAAGCGGCCUGUGUGCCCUUGGGCAGGCUCGCAGCUCCGCGCCGUCAUGAUCCACCAGGUCAUUCCUUUGGAGGAGAGCAUGGGUCUGGAGAAGGAUAGGCAACGGCCGGAGAACUGGAGGCAGGAGUUGGCAGACAGUGGCAUUUACAUCUUCAGCUGCUAUCCUGACGCGGCUCUCAAGCUUCACGACAUUUCACAAGAUUUGAUCUCGGCCCGACAGCUUCGCAAGGUGGCCGAGGAUGCAAUCGAAAAGUUCGACCACGCCAGGGUGCUCUACCCGGAGUGGGCCAAUGAUUGGUCACCGAUCGAGCGCUCGCUUCGGCAAUCGAUUCGACGCAUCGGAUUUGUGGUGGCUUCCGAGGAUGACAUGGACUUCGAAAGGGAUAGCCGUUCAAGCGGCAGCUCCAGCGAUGGGGAUGAGGAGACCGGACUGGGCGCUCAGCGGGGGUUUCGAUCCACGCCGGGCCCGUUCCCGGACUCUUCCCGCUGCUCCGCCGACCUCGGCUUCUUGCUGUCCGUGGCCCUCUCCAGCCUGGCUUUCUUGGGCGGCAAUCCCGGGCAAGGGCGAAGUGGUGACAGCUCGGAUGCGUGGAAGCAGGAUCCCAACGACGAGAAAUGGAAGGGGCGCAAAUUCGAGUGGUUCUUCACGGAGUCCGAUGAGGACAUCAAGCUCUCGAGCCUCCCUCGACCGGGUUUCCUUCCUCCCGAGUUCUGGGAGGCUUUCUACGAGAAGGGCGUAUUCAUCGCGGUCUUCCAAGCUGCGACGCUGAUUGGCGGCUUCAUCUUGAUUUUCCAAUUUGCACCAUAUGCCAUCAACCAGGUCCUCUACGCACUCACCGGGACAGGGCCACCGCCGUCGCCCUGA